Molecule: messenger RNA, 3096 nt
Organism: Blastomyces gilchristii SLH14081
Lineage: Eukaryota; Fungi; Ascomycota; Eurotiomycetes; Onygenales; Ajellomycetaceae
Exons: 1
Coding region: 1171-2226 (351 amino acids)
Source: RefSeq, a predicted model, not a curated record
CGACUUUCGACUGGCAUAUGUCAGUGAUAUGCUUCACUCCUGUGUGGGAUAGCGGCGCGCCCAGAAUCUAAUAAGUGCUAACCCCGCGCGCGCCCAUCAGCAACGAGUCAACGCAAGCAGCCAGAUGAUCCAUGCCAGAUCCACGCCUUGUCGCUGUCGCCCGUAACUAACUCAGUCAAACCCAAACCCCUUUCGCUCCCUCCCACUCCCAUUCCCACGGGCCAGCACUACUACACUACUACUCUACUCUACUCCUGGGUUUCAGCAGCAAGUGGUGCGCUUCCUCCUCCUCAUCCUCCUCCUCCUUCUAUCUGUCGUUUCUUCAAUAAUCACCUUCCUUCGUCGUCAUUUUCUGUCCUCUCUCUCAUAUCCACACUCUCUUACUCUUCUCAUGCUGUACAUUUUGUGGAAUAUUUGACUUCACUCUCCUUAUCUUCGCUUCUUCUUCUCACAUUCCUUCUUUCUCUGGUCGUCGUGCGUCCUGGUUGUCGCCCACUCCUUUUUCUACCCACCUCUUUCCCCCUUCUCCCCCUCCCUUCUUUGGCCAACUGCGCGCUUCUUCCUCGUGCAUCAGCCAAAACCAACAAAACUUGCAGAGCAUCAACCCUCCUCCUCCUCCUCCCCCCCCCCCUUUCCAUUCAUUAUUCUUUGAUUCAUAUCUCUUCCAACUCUCUGCGCCGCUGUUGCUUUCAGCCCUUUACAUUGACCCAACUAUCCCUCCUUUCAAACCAGCAGCUGGACUACGCUCUUCUGCCUCUUCCGGCAAAAUACACACAAGUACCUAGUGUACCCCAUUUCCAGGAAACAUAUAGCGUCUCGUGGAUCAAUCGACUUCUUAGUUAUUUUUUUAUUGCCAAACCCGAAACCCGAAACCCGCUUGCGUCGUGGUUUGGGGCUUAUAUACCCCUUGAUUUUUUUUAGUUUUUCACUUCUUUUCUACUUGUAUUUGUUGUUUCGGUUUACAUUUAUCCUUCUUUUUAUCCGACGGUUACGUCCACCGGCGUGUGUGGGGGAUCGAUAACUCCUGACAUCUAAAAAGGGAAGCGCAAACCCUCCCCUCGCAUAGGUGGUUUGUCGUUCUCACUGCGACAUACAAUUACAUCCACCAAAACCACCGAACUCCUCAAAAUAGGCCCCGAUUUGUCUUUUAACAGAUCAGAGAAGUUGCUCAUGGCGACCUCCACUAUGUCCAGCUCACUGAGCAGAGCGUUUACCAAGCGCCAGCAGAAGCCAGUCGUUGUUUCCGCACCCAUGCCAUAUCGCGAAGGCCAACAGAAAUUCGCUGCGGGAACAAUCAAACGAAAGGAUAUCUCUUUGCCAGUGCGAUUGUUGUCAACCACAAACCUCCUCGCAUACAAUGCGCCUGAUCUCCCCAAAGCUAAAUCUAAAAUCAAUAAAUCCCAGCCAUCGCCAGAAUUAAAAAAAUCCUCCGCAUCACAAGCCAAUUCGUCGUCCUCCUCCUUCCGCUCCGGUUCGGACUCAGAUAUUACAAACCCAUCUUCUGCAUCUUCAUCCUCGUCUUCUAUUCCCUCGCCUUCGCAACGCUCCGGCACCCCAAUCACCUCUCCAGACCUGUCGACCGAAGAAGCUUCACCCAUCACACCAGAACCGAAUCAUCUCUCUGGUUUCUUCGACUCUCCCAAGCGCUCCAACUCAACACACCACUACACCCGCUCCUCAACCUCCUCUUCCAUCUCCCAAACCCCAAAGCUCCCCCAUCGAUCACUAUCGCAUACAAAAAAAUCUCAUCAGGAAUUAGCUCGCCAGAGAUCAAUAUCUAAAGACUCAACCACCUCCCUCACCCACUCCCAGUCCGUAUCGAACUCCCACUCCCACUCUCUCAGUCGCAGCCACAGCACCCAAAGCAGUACCCGCUCCUCCCGCCUCAGCCAAGAACGACUCCACCAGGUCCCCGAAGACUCCGCACCCAACUCCAUCUCCACCGCUCAACAACCACACCCUUUCGGCAAGGAGCUGGAGCAGGUCAAUGAGGUCGCAGAGGAAUUUGCUACAGUGCGGAACGCUGUGAUUGUGGAGGAGGAGCAGACGCUGGUGCAGAAGGGAUUGUAUAAAUUUGCGGUGGAGGACUAUAUCAUGGAGAUUGAAGGGCUGUAUCGGAGUACUUUUGAUGAUGUGGUUGGGUAUAGCAGUGGUGGGAAGGGAUAUCGUGGGAAGGGAUAUGGUGGUGAUAGUGAGAGACUGGUUCGCGGGAAUGCAUGGAUAUAGGAACACACGAAGAGAAAUUUUUUUUUCUAGAGGAGGAAUAUGCUGCUUUCAUUUCCUCUUCUGCUUAUGAUUGACCGCUUGAUGGACGUUUUUUCUUUUCUUUUUCUUUUUUCUUUUUUCUGUUGUUGACUGUGUUCUGCCAUAUUUCUCUUGCCGAGCGUUUUCCGCCCAUCCCAUCCUCCUUCUCCCCCGUCAUCUGGUUGCCCUUCGUUUUUAAACCAGCUGGCUUUUUAUUUUAUCUAACCUACUUAUCUAUGUAUCUUGAUCUGAUUCCAUUUGACCGAUCAAUUGACCGAUCAAUUGACCGGGCUAUUGACACGCAUGUGAAAUAUUUACAUUAUAUCCCCCCAAAUCGUCGCUUCAAUAUAUCUUGUUUUACCAUUUCUUCUUUCUUAUCUUCUCCCAUGUAUCUCAAAUUGCAAAUAUAGGUAGCUACGUUUUACUUUUUGACCUCCCCAUGAUGGUAUAAGCAUAGUUCUCACAAAAAAUUUACCACCCCGCUUUUCACUCCGUUUUCGACUCCCUCUUUUCCCCCUCCUUAUUCCUUGUUUAAUCUGCUCAUGUAUUGAACCUUGUUCUUUGGCUCAUUAGAUUUGAAAGGUUAGGUAUGUACUGCGUAUGGUUAUGGGUGGGUGGGUGGGGACUCCUUCUUUUUUAUUAUUUCUAUUUCAAGUUUCCUGGAACAAAAUUGCUUCAAAGCAGGCCGGGGGCCGGACCGUUGAUUCUGAGAAGAGGAAUCAGAAAAUAUGGUUAUCUUAUUAACUAGCUAGCUCAGCUAGCUAGCAGCUCCCUGAUGAUCUACACACAUACAAAAAUUCGCAAAUCAAUUAAAAAUAAAACCUUGUUUUGUGUGAACAUUUGAUAUGAGAA